Messenger RNA from Mercenaria mercenaria, 1572 nucleotides. RefSeq lists its product as uncharacterized. The transcript is spliced from 11 exons. Gene Ontology annotation, molecular function: glutathione transferase activity. Lineage: Eukaryota; Metazoa; Mollusca; Bivalvia; Venerida; Veneridae. The record is from RefSeq and is a predicted model, not a curated record. Gene Ontology annotation, biological process: glutathione metabolic process. The coding region runs from base 217 to 1443 and encodes 408 amino acids.
UAAAUGUAGGAUGAUAUAACUGUGGAUUUAGACGACAUAAGAAUUUGAUUUUUUUCAAAUUCUUGUACAUUCUUAUUUGGAUUUAUACUUAUCUCAUUCUGAAAAUUAUUAUUUGUUUGCAAAACGGGAUAAUAUACUGUUAAUACUAGUAGGACAUUUAGCUGCCACCUUUGUGCGGAAAUACAUUUAAAAUUUGAACAGUCUUUCAGGUGCAAGAUGCCAAACUACAAGCUGCAAUAUUUUAACGGUCGGGCUCGGGCAGAACUCACAAGAUAUGUUUUUCAUGCUGCUGGCAAGGACUUCGAGGAUACAAGAUACACGUUUGAAGAGUGGCCAUCUGUAAAACCAUCAACCCCAUUCGGUCAGAUGCCUGUUCUUCAAGUGGAUGGCAAAACACUUGCACAAAGUGGUGCUAUAGCAAGAUACUUAGCCAGAGAAUUUGGACUGGCUGGAAAGAAUAGUUGGGAGCAAGGUGUGAUCGAUCAGUUCGUGGAGCUUGCAGGGGAUAUGUUUAAAGACAUUGCUAAAUGUUACUUUCUUGAAAAGGAUGAAGAAAAGAAGAAAGAAUUAGCCAAAAACAUGUAUGAAGUAAUCUGUCCAAAAUUUUGUGGAUUCUUUCAAAAUGCUCUUGAACAAAAUGGAGGCAACUUUAUGGUCGGAAAUGAACUAUCAUUAGCAGAUCUUGUAGUCUUGGACAUUUUUGACACCCCGAUGCAAUACAAUAAAAGCAUUAUGGAUUCAUUUCCAAAGCUGAAAGCACACAGAGAACGCAUUUCGUCAUUGCCGAACCUAGCCAGCUAUAUUGAAAAUAGAAAGGAGACGUUCAUUUUAAUGCCUUCUUACAAGUUCGAGUACUUUGACGGUCGAGCUCGGGGUGAACUUACUAGAUAUGUAUUUCAUGCUUCUGGUAAAGAAUUCGAGGAUUCAAGAUACACGUUUGAACAAUGGCCAUCCGUGAAACCAUCGACCCUAUUUGGCCAGCUGCCAGUUCUUCAUGUGGAUGGCAAAAAACUGGGACAAAGUGGCGCUAUUGCUCGAUUCUUAGCACGGGAAUUUGGAUUGGCUGGAAAGAAUAGCUGGGAGCAAGGUUUGGUGGACCAAUACAUGGAACUUGCAGCGGAUAUGUUUAAAGAAGUUGUUAAAUGGUUCUUUGAAAAAGAUGAAGAAAAGAAGAAAGAAUGCCUGAAAAAUCUUAAGGAAGAUGUUUAUCCAAAAUACUGUGGAUUAUUCCAAAAUGCUCUUGAACAGAAUGGAGGCAAAUACUUUGUAGGAAAUGAACUUACACUAGCAGAUCUCGCAGUCUUGGACAUUUUUGACACCCCAAUGCAUCAUACCCCAAACACCAUGGACUCAUUUCCGAAGUUGAAAGCACACAGAGAACGCAUAGCAUCCAUGACAAACCUAGCCAGCUAUAUUAAGAAAAGAAAGGUUACAGACAUUUGAAUGUCAUAAUUUAUUCUUUUUUACAUUAGGAGAAAUGAGACAGGAACCUUUUUUUACAGAUAUUUUCAUAAUUCCACUUGAUGUGCAAGAUCUAGAUUAACAUUUAUCGCUCUAGGGCUAUCUUUUCAU